Molecule: messenger RNA, 650 nt
Organism: Strongylus vulgaris
Lineage: Eukaryota; Metazoa; Nematoda; Chromadorea; Rhabditida; Strongylidae
Source: the annotation of a GenBank genome assembly
AUGGAGUUCAUUAAAAAUCCGAAAAAGAUGUGCCAUGAGAUUGCGGGAUAUGUACAACGAAUGUGCGACAUUAUCAAUCACAACAAAUAUAGCAGGCCCAAUCGUACUCUCUACCUAAAUGAAACUUGGGACCUUGCGGAACGAAGAUGGGGCAAAGAGUUGCGUGAAUUUAGACGUGAAAACAAGGGAGGCGAUGUAGAGUAUGACAUAUCAAAGAUACCUGACAUCUAUGAUAACAUAAAAUACGAUAUGGAGCAUAAUCCUGAUCUCUGUAUUGACAAUGAGGGUGAAUUCGAACGAAUGUACUUGUGUGUGAAGAACAUGGCUGACAUAGUUGUGCCGCAGGAGUAUGGAAUUCGUAAGGAGAACAAGAUUUGUGUUGCACAACGGGUUUGCACACCUCUAUUAAAAAAGAUCAGAAAUGAUUUGCAUCGAUGUAUCGAGAGCUCAGAGGAGGACGAAAGUCAAACAAGGCUAGAUCCAAGAAUUAAGAGGAUUAUGAUCUCGCUUAGUGUAGGCCAACAAGCGUCGCAGGGUAUAGCAACUCCGCUACGUCAUGUUCGCACUCGCCUGUAUUUCACUAGUGAAAGCCAUAUUCACACCUUGAUGAACCUCAUUCGAUACGGUGGACUUUGCUCUGUGAGUUAAUU